AAUAUUAUUAUCUUAAAACUUUUAUGUUUUAAAAUUUUAAAAAUCAAUCGUGGUCCAUGCCCCGUGGACUGCCCUCUGUCCAGUUUUGAGUCAAGACUCUUGACAUCAAAAUUAUAAAGAUAAAGUGAGAUGUUUAACUUUUAAUUUUAAUUUUUAUAUAAACAAAUUUGAAUUCUAUAUCUCUAAAUUAAUAUUAGAAGAAUUUUGCAAGUAAUUUUUUUCUGACUUACCAACUGAAUGUUAUAAUUAUACAAAUUGUAUAAUGAAUGUUGAAGAAAAACGUGAAGCAAGACGCAGAAGAAUAUUAGAGAAUUCAGAAGUUAGACUAAAAAAAAUUACUUCCAUAAGUUCUAAUCAAACCCAAAGUAUAUUAAAUGAACAAUCAGAAUUUAUAAAAGACACAUCAGAGAACUGUACACAGAAAUCUGAAUUGCUCUAUUCUCCUGUUCCAAAAUGUCUUAUAGAAAAUGUGAUACCAACAGUUCUUGAGGACCAAAAAGUUUUUAACUAUGAACAAAAUCAUUUCAAUCCACAAUUACAUUCCAACGAUAUUAAAUAUGAAAUUAAAUUACAAUCUAUUACAACCUUACACGUUGUAUUAUCUCAAUUUGUUUUAGUAUUAUUUUACUAUGACUUAGGAUUUUUAUUUGGUAAUUCAAUAGUAGUGCCAUUUCUACUCAGUGCAAUACCUGAAUUAUAUACGUCAAAAGAACCACAUGAUAAUAUACACAUAAUUGUGUUAUUAAUGAUGGGGUUUUCUCAGAAUUUGGCAAGAAAAAUAUCUAGAUAUUUCAAAUUGGCAAGCUUAACGGGAAAAAGAUUUUGUGUAUAUAUUUUUUGUUUUACAUGUUCAUAUGCAAUAUUAACUAAUCUAUAUUUUGAUGUUAAACAUAAUAGUUCCAUACAAUAACAAAUGUAUUAAUUGGUGAAAUGUAUAUUUUUAAUUUUUUUUUCAUAAUGGUAUUUUUAAUUAUUAUAAUGUACCACAAUAUAUUAGUUUUUAAAUUUUGGGCCAUUGGAAUAUAUAAUUUAAUGUUUUUAGUUUAAAGGUUUAUUAUAAAAAAAUUCAAGCAAAUUGUUUUAAUAUAAUAUUAUAAUUGUUCAAUAUAAAUAUUGAUAAUUAAGUAAAUAAAUAAAAUAAAUUCCACU
Messenger RNA from Acyrthosiphon pisum (pea aphid), 1149 nucleotides. RefSeq lists its product as uncharacterized. The record is from RefSeq and is marked predicted. Lineage: Eukaryota; Metazoa; Arthropoda; Insecta; Hemiptera; Aphididae.